Messenger RNA from Mercenaria mercenaria, 1133 nucleotides. RefSeq lists its product as uncharacterized. NCBI's taxonomy places the organism in Eukaryota, Metazoa, Mollusca, Bivalvia, Venerida, Veneridae. The record is from RefSeq and is a predicted model, not a curated record. Gene Ontology annotation, molecular function: zinc ion binding. The transcript has a single exon. Bases 15 to 1133 code for a protein of 372 amino acids.
UUCGUUUAUUAAACAUGUCGGACAAGGUAAGCGGGAGGAAACAACCAAGCUUUGUACCCAGACAAGGUACAUCGCGUGAAAAGGGAACCAGUAGUUCUGAUAUGUCGGUAUACAAAAGUUCUGCGGAAGAAUCAGUAAGAAAUAAGGACCGAAAACAGUCGUCUAUUUACAAAAGUUCUGAGGAAUAUUUCGAGUAUAGCUGUGAUCCCUGCAAAACUGUCGGUGAUCAUGUUGAGGCUCAGGGAUACUGUACUAAUUGUGAAGAAUAUCUCUGUGGCACGUGCUUUAGAAGCCAUUCUAGGAGCAAGGCAUCAAAACAUCACACUCUGUUGGACAAGGACGCUAUGCCAAAAAUGACUGCUAAAAUCUGCGAUCCGUGUAAAACAGCCGGGGACGAAGUAGAGGCCGCUGGAUACUGUAAGGAUUGUGACGAAUAUUUAUGUGAUAGCUGUUACAAGAGUCAUUCGAGGAGUAAAACAUCGAGGCACCAUGUGUUGGUGGACAAAGACAAGAUAUCCGAAGAAUCCGACCGUGCUGUUACAUCUUCCAUUGUUAAAAUGAAUAUCCAUACAAAAGGCGCCGGCGAGGUGAAUUACAAUGAAGAAUAUACUCACCUGCGUGAUAUCAAUAUUAAGGCUGACACUGACGAAAAGGACUGUUACAUUACUGGAAUGACUUUACUCUCGGACACUGAGCUGGUUCUGUGUGAUGUUAAUAACAACUCGCUUAAACUCGUUGAUGUUGAAAAUGGUAUCAUCAAGGACGUUUUCGUAUUACAAGCUGGACCACUCGGAAUCACAGCGAUAUCCAAGGACCAGGUAGCUGUUGUGUUAGGCAACAAACAUCAGAUACAGAUUAUUUCAAUACGUGGAAGACUAUCCGUAGUUCGUACUAUUAAAACUACCGGUGAUUGUGUAGACGUGAAACUUAAUAGUGGAAAAUUAUAUGUGUCCUUUUGGGAACCUGUACAAUUUCAGAUUCUUCAAAUGACAGGUGCAAUAAUUAAGACAAUCAAGCCGGAGUCUGAAGUACUAAAACACUGUGCUCACCCGCGUCAUAUUGCAGUGAGUCCUGAUGAGGGUAUGAUCUACGUGUUUGACUGGAAAACAAAGAAAGUUAUGUCAUGGAUAUGA